Messenger RNA from Penicillium odoratum, 1752 nucleotides. Its product is annotated as ubiquitin-specific protease UBP6. The coding region runs from base 1 to 1752 and encodes 583 amino acids. The record is from RefSeq and is a predicted model, not a curated record. The transcript has 3 exons. Lineage: Eukaryota; Fungi; Ascomycota; Eurotiomycetes; Eurotiales; Aspergillaceae. Gene Ontology annotation, biological process: protein deubiquitination; regulation of proteasomal protein catabolic process; proteasome-mediated ubiquitin-dependent protein catabolic process. Gene Ontology annotation, molecular function: proteasome binding; protein binding; cysteine-type deubiquitinase activity.
AUGGCUACCAUACCUAUCAUCAUCAAACACGGCGGCAAGCGCUACGACGUCGAGCUGGAUCCAACCUCCACGGGCGAAACAUUGAAAUACCAGCUAUUCUCCCUGACUGGCGUGGAACCGGAUCGUCAAAAGGUGCUCGUCAAGGGUGGCCUUAAAGAUGAUACCCCCCUGUCUUCCCUCAAGGCCAAACCAGGCCAGACCAUCAUGAUGAUGGGCACGCCUUCUGGGGGCCAAGAUGCUCUGAGCAAACCCAAGGAGGCAGUGAAGUUUUUGGAGGAUAUGACUGAGGCCGAAGUUGCGCAGCAAGCGGGAGCCACUCCUGCUGGUCUGCAGAACUUGGGCAACACUUGCUACUUGAACUCUACCCUACAGACCCUUCGCGGUAUUCCCGAGCUGCAGGAGGAGCUUUUGAAGUACAAGCCAAGCGGCCUUGGUGGUAGCAACCUAGCAGGUCUUAGCAGUCUUGGUCUCGGGGGCUUGGAUAGCUCAAGGGAUAUUGCUGCUUCACUACGGGACCUAUUUAAGCAGAUGUCGCAGACCCAAGAAGGAAUUCCGCCCAUGAUGUUCCUAAAUGCCCUCCGCACAGCCUACCCCCAGUUUGCUCAACAGGAUCGCAAUGGCCACGGCUAUGCGCAACAGGAUGCCGAGGAGGCUUGGUCGCAGAUUGUCAAUCAACUGCGGAACAAGUUGACUAUCACGGACGGAGCCGAGUCAAGCGGACAUAGCUCCUUUGUCGACAAAUAUCUUGCUGGUCAAUUUAGCUCUAUCACUGAGUGCGAUGAUCCUGCGGCCAAGGAGUUAGGUGAGGAGCCUAACAAGUCCUCUGACGUUUUCCUCAAGCUGGAUUGCCACAUCGGCAAGGACACCAAUCACCUUCAAGAUGGCAUCAUGGCCGGCUUGCAGGAGCAGAUCGAAAAGCACUCCCCGACACUGGACCGCAAUGCUCUCUACACGAAGCGAUCGCGCAUUGCGCGCCUGCCGCAAUACUUGACCGUGCAUUUUGUUCGAUUCUUCUGGAAGCGCGAGACCCAGAAGAAGGCCAAAAUCAUGCGUAAGGUUACAUUCCCGGCCGAGCUUGAUGUGGUCGAGUUCUGUACCGACCAGCUUCGGGAGCAGCUUGUCCCUGUUCGCGACAAGGUUCGAGAAAUCCGCAAGGAUGAGGUGGAUAUUGAGCGCUCUCGCAAGCGUCAAAGACUUGCUCUUGAUCGGGAAGAACAACAGAAGAAGAACGAAGCCGAGGGUGGUGCCAGUGAAAGCUUGGAACCGAUGCAGAAGAAGACGACAGUGGAAGAGACCAAGGACAAGAAGAGCGAGAAGAAGUCCGACAAGGAUGGCGACACCGAGAUGGAGGAGGACUUCAAAACCGACGCUCAAUACGAAGAGGAGAAGAAUGCUGCCAUCAAGGCUGCUAAGCUGGAGUUGCAGGAGCUUCUCAAGCAGAAUGGCUCUUCGGACAGUGGGACCAAUAAGUCCGGUCUGUACGAACUGCGCGGUGUGAUCACCCACCAAGGUGCCAGCGCCGACAGUGGUCACUACACCGCAUAUGUCAAGCAGCAACCCCGAAAGGUGGACGACGCGCAAACUGGUAGCAAGCGUCGCGAGGAGGAGAACAGCAACAAGUGGUGGUGGUUCAACGACGACAAGGUCACCGAGGUGGAAGCCGAAAAGAUCGAAACCUUGUCCGGUGGUGGCGAGUCCCACUCCGCUUUGAUUCUUUUAUACCGCGCCAUCGAGCUGCCCACAUUGGAUUGA